Molecule: messenger RNA, 795 nt
Organism: Vanessa atalanta (red admiral)
Lineage: Eukaryota; Metazoa; Arthropoda; Insecta; Lepidoptera; Nymphalidae
Product: pickpocket protein 28-like
Exons: 4
Coding region: 1-795 (264 amino acids)
Biological process (GO): sodium ion transmembrane transport
Cellular component (GO): membrane
Molecular function (GO): ligand-gated sodium channel activity
Source: RefSeq, a predicted model, not a curated record
AUGGUAGUUUUGGUAACGGCAAGUUUUACGGAGGCAUCUCGAGAUAUUCAACACGUGCCGACUAAGCUGAGACAGUGUUUGUUCUACGAUGAGUCCUCGUAUUUGCCAUUCUACACACACAGUGAUUGCUUGCUAAAAUGCAGAAUGCUAUUUUUAUUAGCUAAAUGUAAAUGUACUCCAUUCAACAUGCCAAAAAUGGUCAAUAAUCGAACAUGUGAUAUAAGAGACAUACCCUGUUUGAAAAUAUAUAAUGCUCAAUCAACAACGGUGAGACCUGAUGUUGACAUGAUUUCGCCGGAGUUGGAGCUGGAUAUGGUCGGGGGCGGCAUCAAUUGCCCCAUGUGUUAUCCCAGUUGCUCGAAAACCGCUUACAGUUACGAUUUCAUGAAUACAAAAAUAUGGCCGGACUAUUUGAACACAGUUCCAGAUAGCGAUAGGAUUGAUUGGUUACAGGGCGCCAAUUUUACAGGAACAUCGAUGGUUCACGUAAAGUAUGCGAGGGAAGUUGCCGACUGUUAUGGGCAGAAUGUUAUUAUGAAAUGGUUCGACUUAAUUAGUAAUAUUGGAUCGACUUGUGGAUUUGUAACUGGAUUUAGUUUCGUAUCAGUAAUUGAGUUUAUCUACUUCUAUACUGUAAAGUUAUAUCGUGAGAUCAGUAAUCGUCGUCGUCAAGAAAAACGAAUUGCCACUGAAACGUCCACGGUAUACAAUUUCGAACCUAUCAGUCGAUAUAGGCCGAUUUACUGGAAUGAGCUUGGAGGAUCAACUCAAUGGAAACAAGGAUCUUAUUAUUAG